UAUCUGUUGUUUUUUAUUUCAUUUGACAGCUACAACUUGAACAUGGAGUGUUUGACACGGUGCUUGAAUUGAUUUAGUGUUUUAUUUAGAAAAGUUAUUCGUCGACUGUUUUCUACUCUCAAAGCAUAAUGCAUUACAUACAAUAAUUGUGUAUGAAUUAUUAAAUAUUUUUAACAACUAAAUAACGUUUGCAAAGUGCUCAUUACCGCAAAUAAUACGACGUAAUCAUGGCGGAUCCUUUAAGUUUACUUCGCCAGUAUAAUGUAAAUAAAAAAGAAAUUAUUGAACGUGACAACCAAAUUAUUUUUGGUGAAUUUUCAUGGCCUAAAAAUGUCAAGACUAAUUACCUUAAGUGGGGAUCUGGAAAAGAGGGAAGUGAUAAAGAAUAUUAUACUCUGGAAUGCUUGUUGUUUAUACUGAAAAAUGUACUUUUGCCUCAUCCAGUUUAUGUAAAGCAAGCAGCUGCCGCUAAUAUUCCACCUGUACGGCGUCCUGAUCGUAAGGAAUUGCUCGCUUAUCUAAAUGGUGAGACAGCAACUUGUGCAUCUAUAGACAAAAGUGCACCUUUGGAAAUAUCAACACAGGUUAAACGGACUCAUGAUCAUGAUGGAGGUGAAUCUGAAGCUAAAAAGCCUCGUAUUGAAGAAACACAUGUUCAGAAAGUACGAGAGCAGCUGGCAGCUCGUCUUGAUGCACCUAAAGAAGCUUCUGUUACAGUUGAUAAUAUCAAGUCCUUAUCAGAGGCUAUGUCCGUGGAGAAAAUUGCUGCCAUCAAAGCCAAGCGUUUAGCUAAAAAAAGGACAACCAUUAAGAGCAAUGAUUAUUCAGAUACUCUUGGUGUUGUGGGAUCCGAUCUCAGAGCCAUCCUUGACUAUGAUGUUGACCUUACUAAAGAUAUUAUUAGUCGAGAGAGGCAAUGGAGGACCAGAACUACAGUAUUACAAAGUAAUGGGAAGACUUUUGCAAAAAGUAUUUUAGCUCUUCUCGGUAGUAUAAGAGCAAGGGAAGAGGGAAGGCCAGGAGCACCCAGGCCACAACCAGUAGUCAUGCCUCCACCGACAGCCAUACCUGCACAGCAAACUCAGUAUAACAGAUACGAUCAGGAAAGAUUUAUCAGACAGAAAGAAGAAACGGAGGGUUUCAAAAUUGAUACUAUGGGGACAUAUCAUGGUAUGACCCUAAAGUCAGUGACAGAAGGUCCAAGUGUGCCAGCACCAGCUCGUGCUCCACAAACACCAAAUCAUCCAAGACAAAUGCCACAGAGCGGCGCGGCGGGCGGCACCCCGCGACGGGAGCUGCUGCCGGUGACGGCGGCGCGCCCGCCCGCGGGCGGCAAGCGGCCCUCGCGCACGCCCAUCAUCAUCAUCCCCGCCGCCGCCACCUCGCUCAUCACCAUGUACAACGUCAAGGACAUGCUCCAGGAGCUCAAAUUUGUACCAGUUGAGCAGAAGAAAGCAGAAGGGUCGGUUCGGGAAAAUGAAGUAUUAUUACAAAGAAGGAAAGGUCCAACCGGUGAUCAAGUACCCAAUAAUGCGACUACAAUAACGGUACCUUAUCGAGUAGUAGACAACCCUGCGAGGUUAUCUGCUGCCGAAUGGGAUAGAGUGGUCGCUGUAUUCGUCCAAGGCCCGGCAUGGCAGUUCAAAGGGUGGCCCUGGGAUGGAAACCCUGUUCAGAUCUUUGCUAAUAUAUGCGCGUUCCACUUGAAGUUCGACGAGAUGAAGCUGGACGCGAACGUGGCGCGCUGGGCGGUGACGGUGCUGAACCUCAGCCGCACCAAGCGGCAUCUCGACCGCGCCGCCCUACUCGCCUUCUGGGAGACGCUCGACAAACACAUGAUGAAGAAUAAACCGCACCUUAGGUUUUAAGUUUGUUUUAGAGUUAUAAAAUUUUAUCCUAUAGACUAUUAUACCGUGUGAAUAUCCAGAAGCCUUAAACGCAAUUAAAAUCUAAGUCAAUCGUACCGUUUAAAGAAUAUUUUGGUGAUAUUUCAUCGUAGCUUUAUAAUACAAUUAUAUAUUUUCCUUUUCCAUACAUUAUAUUUAUUGUCUUUUAUUAUGAUUAAAUUUUAUUUUAAUUGAAAUGCAAAAAGGUAUCGAAAUAUGAGGUCGGAUAUAAUCAAUGAAUAAAGUUAUUCAAUUGUAUAAAAAAAGGGAUUUAAAUAAUCGCUAUAUUGUUUUACAUAAGUAAAAGUAUAUAGCGAUUACAACUCGUCGUAAGAUGAAAUAUAAUAUGUCACUAAGUUCUAAUAAUUGUUGGGUCAUCUUGUUAUGGAUAUAGUGUAAAAUAUAUUACUACCCAGUAUGAUUUGUUUAAAGUUACAUUAUAUUAUAUCAACAAUAGUUUGUGCAUUAAUUUUAAAAAGACUGCAAUUUAAACUUUGAAAUAUAUUUCUUAUACAAACAUAACCCACGUUUUGUAUACACUAUUGACCUAGAUCUACUCACAUGAAAUAGCUCAAGGCCUCUGCAAUCUAAAUAUAAAACAGAAAUCAAAAAUAACUUCAAUAAAAAGUGAUAAAUUUUACGUGAAUGUUACACAAAAAUGAGUUAUGACUGAGAUUAAUGGACCGAUCUUGAUGGAAUGCUUUGAAUUCGAAAAACUUCUUAAGAAUGUAAUGGUAAUAGUUUCAUACAGUUAUGACAUUCAGAACAGCCAAGAAUACAGAUUCAAAGUUUUUAACUUUGAUAAAAGCCAAUCUUUUUAGACAUUUUACGGUCUGUUCUUUUCAUUAAUAUUGUUUAUAUAUAUAAACUACAUAUUCUUAUAUAUAUAAGAAAUAUAGGGAAUUUAAAUGAUGAAAAUAUUCUAUAAAAAAUCUAAAACCAAAAUUAUAAAAAUU
Messenger RNA from Vanessa atalanta (red admiral), 2842 nucleotides. RefSeq names its product parafibromin (gene hyx). Lineage: Eukaryota; Metazoa; Arthropoda; Insecta; Lepidoptera; Nymphalidae. The record is from RefSeq and is a predicted model, not a curated record. Gene Ontology annotation, biological process: positive regulation of transcription elongation by RNA polymerase II; transcription elongation by RNA polymerase II. Gene Ontology annotation, molecular function: RNA polymerase II complex binding. The coding region runs from base 228 to 1868 and encodes 546 amino acids. Gene Ontology annotation, cellular component: Cdc73/Paf1 complex. The transcript is spliced from 12 exons.